AUGACAGAUGCAUGUCAUAUGCUUAGUGAUUCACUGUCUAUUUUCUUAUCAAUUAUUGCAAUUCGCAUUUCCAGGCUACCAGCUAAUCGACGAUUAUCAUUUGGUUUUCACCGUGCUGAAGUUCUGGGCGCAUUAUUGUCGAUUCUUAUCCUUUGUUCCCUAACAUUUCUUCUUGUAUAUUUGGCAUAUCGCAGAUUGACUGCUGAUAAAUUGGAGAUUAAUGUAGAUAUGAUGAUUGUCACAGCGAUUGCUGGAGUUGCCUUUAAUUUGAUUAUUUUUGGCGUUAUUCAUCUUUCAAAUCCUUCACAUCAUUCCCAUCAUUCUCAUUCAUCUAUGUCUAAUAUAAAUGUACGUGCGGCUUUCAUUCAUGCCCUCGGAGAUUUUAUUCAGUGCAUUGGCGUUUUAAUCGCUGCAUUUAUAAUAAAGUUUACUGGCUGGACCACUGCAGAUCCCCUCUGUACAUUUUUAUUCUCCAUAAUUGUACUGAUGACAACAUCAAAAAUAAUUUGCGAUAUUAUUAAUGUUUUAAUGGAAGGUGUUCCUUCUCACGUAGACUACGAUUCGCUGCAGGAUGAUUUAAAGAAUAUUAAUAAUGUUUAUACGAUCCAUGAUUUGCACAUCUGGUCUUUGAGUCUGAAUCGAUUAGCACUUUCAGUUCAUAUUGUUAUCGAUGAUUCAACUAAAGCAAUAGAGACAACAAGGAAAGCUGAUCAAAUAGUUCGUCUAAAAUAUGGAAUACAUUUAGCUACCAUUCAAGUUGAACUUUUUGAUAACAUAAUGUCAUCGUGCAAUUUUUGUAAAUCCCUAUAA
Molecule: messenger RNA, 810 nt
Organism: Dracunculus medinensis (Guinea worm)
Lineage: Eukaryota; Metazoa; Nematoda; Chromadorea; Rhabditida; Dracunculidae
Source: the annotation of a GenBank genome assembly